AGAACUCGUUUCCCAAAAGGAUUAAAAUUUCCUUAUUUAUAUCACCCUCUCACUCUUCCCUCCAAAUACUCCACCACAAAUCCCAAACCCAUCACUCCACGAUGGGUCAAUCUCAGCCGUCCAUCAUCACUCCAUCUCUUCUUCUUCUUCUUCUCCUCUUCGUCAUCCUCGGAUGCCGCGGUGGCGACGCGAGAUCGGCGUUCGCCUGCGGCGGCGGAGCCACCGCAGGCCUCCCUUUCUGUCGCCAAUCUCUCCCGAUCCGAGCUCGCGUGCGUGACCUGAUCGGACGGCUGACGUUGGACGAGAAGGUGCGAUUACUGGUGAACAACGCGGCCGGCGUGCAACGGCUCGGGAUCGGAGGCUACGAGUGGUGGUCGGAGGCACUCCACGGCGUCUCCAACGUCGGCCCCGGAGUCCACUUCGGCGGCAAGUUCCCCGGCGCCACUAGCUUCCCUCAGGUCAUCUCCUCCGCCGCCUCCUUCAACGCUUCUCUCUGGGAGCUGAUCGGUAGGGUUGUAUCAGAUGAGGCGCGAGCAAUGUACAAUGGAGGACAAGCAGGAUUAACAUAUUGGAGUCCAAAUGUGAACAUAUAUAGAGAUCCGAGAUGGGGACGUGGUCAAGAAACACCCGGCGAAGACCCGACCAUAGCCGGCCGAUACGCGGCCGCCUAUGUUCGGGGCCUUCAACAACCAUACGGUGGCCGCUCCGGCUACAACCGUCUCAAGCUCGCAGCUUGCUGCAAACACUACACUGCUUAUGAUCUUGAUAAUUGGAAUGGAUAUGAUCGUUACCAUUUCAAUGCCGAGGUGAGCAAACAAGACUUGGAAGACACAUUUGACGUGCCAUUCAAGGCAUGCGUGGUAGAAGGCAAGGUGGCUAGUGUAAUGUGCUCGUAUAACCAGGUUAAUGGUGUGCCCACCUGCGCGGACCCAAAUCUCCUCCGCAACACAAUCCGGUCCCAAUGGGGCCUUGACGGUUACAUUGUCUCGGACUGUGACUCUGUUGGUGUUAUGUAUAACUCUCAACACUACACUUCCACUCCAGAGGAAGCAGCUGCAGAUGCAAUCAAAGCAGGUUUAGACUUGGACUGUGGACCAUUCUUAGCACAAUAUACAGAGGGAGCAAUGAAACAGGGAAAGCUAAACCAAAUGGAUGUCGACAAUGCAUUAACAAACACACUGACCGUGCAAAUGCGGUUGGGAAUGUACGACGGCGAUCCGUCUCGACAGCCGUUCGGCAACUUGGGGCCACAGCAUGUCUGCACACAGGCUCACCAGAACCUCGCGCUCGAAGCCGCGCGUCAAGGCAUUGUCCUGCUCAAGAACCAGGCUAAUGCACUCCCCCUCUCUCACUCUCGCUAUCGUAACAUCGCCGUCAUUGGUCCCAACUCCGACGCCACCGUUACCAUGAUCGGUAAUUAUGCCGGUGUGCCAUGUAGAUACACAUCUCCAUUACAAGGGAUAGCAAACUAUGCCAGAACUAUCCAUCAAGUUGGCUGCACAAAUGUGGCCUGUUCCGGUAACCAGCCAAUAGAAGCAGCUGUAGCUGCUGCAAGUAAAUCAGAUGCAACUAUAUUAAUAAUGGGUCUUGAUCAAUCAAUCGAAGCUGAGGCGAUAGACAGAGUCGAACUUCUCCUCCCCGGUCGCCAACCGGAACUAGUCACCAAAGUGGCUGCAGCUUCAAAGGGACCAUGUAUACUCGUCCUAAUAUGCGGUGGAUCAGUGGACAUCUCCUUCGCUAAGAAUGACCCAAAAAUCUCCGCCAUUCUUUGGGCCGGGUACCCUGGUCAAGCCGGCGGUGCUGCUAUUUCUGAUGUCAUCUUCGGUGCAUUCAACCCAGGUGGUAAACUUCCGAUGACAUGGUACCCACAACAAUUUGUCGAAAAAGUGCCAAUGACAAACAUGAACAUGCGUCCAAACCCAUCGGAAGGGUACCCCGGCAGGACCUACCGUUUCUACAAGGGCCCUGUUGUUUAUCCAUUUGGGCAUGGAUUGAGCUACACUAGAUUCACUCACUCCAUCUCACAUGCACCUAGUGAGCUCACUGUCCGGCUCGACGGCCGGAAAGCAGGGUCUGAGAACUCCACCAUGUUAAACUCUUUGAUCAGAGUCACUCAUGCCAAGUGUGAAGGACUUAUAAUGCCCAUUCAUUUGGAUGUUAAAAAUGAAGGUGAUUGGGAUGGGUCUCAUACAGUGUUAGUUUUCUCAAGGCCACCAUCUUCAUCUUCUGAUCAUUCUCCACCUCAAAAACAGCUUGUUGGGUUUGAGAAGGUGCAAGUGUUUGCAAAGUCACAGACAAGGGUGACACUGAACAUUGAUGUUUGUAAAGAUCUUAGCAUUGCUGAUAACAAUGGGAUUCGAAGAAUUCCAAUUGGGGAUCAUAGCAUUCAGAUUGGUGAUCUCUCUCAUUCACUCUCUCUCAAAGCAGAGACCUUGGCAUUCUAAGCUUUGUCAAGUCUUUGGGUUGCUAAAAGAAAUUGAAUUGAUAAACAAAUAAAUACAUUGUUUGAUUCUUUUCCUACGGGAUGGUUCUUGUAAUUUAUCCAAUGGAAAGAUUCAAUGUGGAAGAAAAAAAGAAAUGGAUAUCUAUUUUAUAAAGGCUUUUCUUUGGAGGAGGUUAUAAGAUCA
Molecule: messenger RNA, 2627 nt
Organism: Dioscorea cayenensis subsp. rotundata (Guinea yam)
Lineage: Eukaryota; Viridiplantae; Streptophyta; Magnoliopsida; Dioscoreales; Dioscoreaceae
Product: probable beta-D-xylosidase 2
Exons: 7
Coding region: 102-2444 (780 amino acids)
Biological process (GO): arabinan catabolic process; xylan catabolic process
Cellular component (GO): plant-type cell wall
Molecular function (GO): alpha-L-arabinofuranosidase activity; xylan 1,4-beta-xylosidase activity
Source: RefSeq, a predicted model, not a curated record